UAUUUUCCACACAAAAUCAAAGAAGAACAAGAAAAAAAAAGAGGAAAACCUCUCCUUUUCUCUCCCUGUACAAAUCCUGACUUACUUUUGACUCUCUCUCUCUCUCUCUCUUCUUUGCAAAAUUAAAAAUUUCUGUAAACUCCCUCUCUUAAUUUCAUGUCCUUUUGUGUUCUUCCCUUUAAAAAAAAAUCAAUCCACUUCAAAUCUGUAUAUAAUAAUAUUUCUAGCUUUAUUUCUCCUCCCACUCCCACUCCUCCUUUACACCUCCAAAACAGCAAAAGAAAAUCCACUUGGUUUUAGAACCGAUCUUUGUCUAGCUCCUUUUGGAGGGUUUUAACCCAUGUUGAUCUCAUUGAGUCUCUCGGAAAAAUCCACUGAAUCCUCAUAAAUUCCUUGAUAAAAUUUGUGGGUUUUCAGAGAAAAAUAGUGGGUAUUUGUUAAAAUUUUAGGAAGCAAUUUAUUUUUUGCUUGAUCUGGAUUCCGGGUUGUUUUUUUCAUCUUUUUUCUUGAGAAAAAUCUGGUCUUUAUACAGCCAUGGCAGUCCCAACAAUAGCUUUAUACGCGAGCCCACCUAGUAGUGUGUGUUCAUCACCAUAUCCAUGUCAAAUCAACGCGCACGCAACUUAUGAUUUUGAAUUGAAUUCAAGAUCUUCAUCAACAACUUCGUCUAGUGCAUCUUCCUCUCAGAAACCAAUUGUUGGUGGCCUGUCUCGCUUGUUUUCAUCUCCUGCAGUGAAACAUGCAUCAUUUUCGGGUGAUAGAGAGGAGUUGGGGUCCCUAUGGCAUGAUAGAGGAGACGAAUUGAAGGAAUUGGGUAGUUCAUUUUGUUAUACACCAAGCAAAUACCUUGCUGGGUCUUCAAUAAAGAGGGAUCAAAGUCCGGUUUCGGUUUUGCAUGGUCAAGUCUCUUGUUCUAGCAGUCCUCCUAUGAAGACUACUAGAGAAAGGAGUGGUUGUGAUGUGGGUUUUCAGAGUUCAAUUCAUGGUCCAUAUCGCGGUGGGGCUAAUGGGCUCUUUAAUGGGUUUGUGAGGAAUGCAUUAGGGUCUUGUGUUGAUUAUGAUUCUCCCAGUUUUGAGGUCCGCCGUGAUGGUGUUGAUUAUGGUUCGUCUUCUGUUGCUGUGGAUGAAUUGACUUUUGCUAUGGAGGAUAGUUUUGUGGAGGCUAAUUAUGAGCCUUAUGCUAAGAAGUUGUUAUUGGGUGCACAAUCAAGGCACAAAAUUUUUUGUGACGAUUUUGUGAUCAAGGCCUUUUAUGAGGCUGAGAAAGCACACAGGGGACAGAUGCGAGCUAGUGGAGAUCCUUAUUUGGAGCAUUGUGUAGAGACUGCAGUUCUGCUUGCGAUAAUUGGUGCCAACUCCUCAGUGGUUGCUGCAGGGCUUUUACAUGACUCUUUGGAUGAUUCUUUCCUAAGCUAUGACUAUAUAUUUAAAACAUUUGGAGCAGGGGUGGCUGAUUUGGUGGAAGGGGUCUCUAAGCUUAGCCAACUGAGCAAGCUUGCUCGUGAGAACAAUACAGCAAGCAAAACUGUUGAGGCAGAUCGCUUGCACACCAUGUUCCUUGCCAUGGCAGAUGCCAGGGCUGUCCUGAUUAAAUUAGCAGAUCGACUGCAUAAUAUGAUAACGCUAGAUGCAUUGCCUUUGGUCAAGCAACAGAGAUUUGCUAAGGAGACUAUGCAAAUAUUUGCUCCCUUGGCCAACCGUUUAGGAAUCUCCACUUGGAAAGAGCAGCUAGAAACUCUUUGUUUUAAGCAUCUCAACCCAGAUCAGCACAGACAUUUGUCUGCUAGACUCGUGGAGUCUUUUGAUGAAGCGAUGAUUGCUUCUGCUAAAGAGAAAUUAGAUAAAGCUCUUACAGAUGAAGCCAUUUCUUAUAAUCUACAUGGAAGACAUAAAAGCUUGUAUAGCAUUCAUUGCAAAAUGUCAAAGAAAAAGCUGAACAUGGAUCAGAUCCAUGAUAUUCAUGGGCUACGCCUGAUUGUUGAAAAUAAGGAAGAUUGUUAUAGAGCAUUGAGAGUUGUUCAUUGUUUAUGGUCAGAAGUACCUGGACAGUUCAAGGACUACAUAACUAAUCCCAAGUUCAAUGGGUAUCGCUCUCUUCAUACAGUAGUCAUGGGUGAAGGCACAGUGCCACUUGAAGUUCAGAUUCGAACAAAGGAGAUGCAUUUGCAAGCAGAGUUUGGAUUUGCAGCCCAUUGGAGAUACAAGGAAGGUGAUUGCAAGCACUCCUCAUUUGUGCUGCAGGUGGUUGAGUGGGCAAGAUGGGUCAUAACCUGGCAGUGCGAGACAAUGAGCAAAGACCGCCCUUCCAUUGGCUGUGAUGAUUCAAUAAAACCUCCCUGCACAUUCCCUUCUCAUUCUGAUGGUUGCCCGUAUUCUUACAAGCCUCACUGUGGCCAAGAUGGACCUAUUUUCAUCAUUAUGAUUGAGAAUGAUAAGAUGUCAGUGCAAGAGUUUCCUGCAGACUCAACAGUGAUGGAUCUGCUGGAAAGGGCUGGCCGUGCAAGCUCAAGAUGGUCCGCAUACGGGUUCCCUGUGAAGGAAGAAUUGAGGCCAAGGCUGAACCAUCAGCCAGUGCAUGAUGCAACUUGCAAGCUAAAGAUGGGGGAUGUUGUGGAGCUAACUCCUGCUAUACCUGACAAAUCUUUGUCUGAUUACAGGGAAGAGAUUCAGCGCAUGUAUGAGCAUGGCUCAGCUACUGUCUCAAGCACAGCUCCUGCUGUUAGUGGCACGGUUGGACGGAGAAGUUGACCCCUUGAUGAUAGUCCGAUAAGUUGCUUACCAUUUAGUGAAAUUAGUUAUUCUUGUACAUACACAUGCUUGUACGGAACAGUUUUAUGGUUCUGGUAUGUAGAAACUAUGACUAACUGCAUUCAAAAGUUCAACAAAAGAUUGAUUUUUCAAGUUA
This is a messenger RNA of Populus trichocarpa (black cottonwood), 2905 nucleotides long. Its product is annotated as probable GTP diphosphokinase RSH2, chloroplastic. Bases 535 to 2748 code for a protein of 737 amino acids. Gene Ontology annotation, cellular component: chloroplast. Lineage: Eukaryota; Viridiplantae; Streptophyta; Magnoliopsida; Malpighiales; Salicaceae. The record is from RefSeq and is a predicted model, not a curated record. Gene Ontology annotation, biological process: guanosine tetraphosphate metabolic process. The transcript is spliced from 6 exons.